AUGAAGUCUCCCACGUGGAUCGCGCCCAUCCAGCAGUUCAUCGACGAGCGGUGCUGCAUCUUCGAGGAGGGCGAGGAGAAUCAAUUGGCGCACCUGCAGUGCCACGAGCAGUUCAAACUGCUCAUCCAGGACCUCUUCGUAGCCCACCUAGUGGAGGUCUCCGUGAUGCCGGAGGAGUUCGAGAUAUUCUGCUCCAACGGCUUGCGUGGCGACCAGCAGCUGCACCGGGUGCUGGUGGAGCAGCUGCUUAGCGUGGACGACUUCCUGACGUUCAAGACUAUGAUGGUGAGGCACAACGCGGAGCUCUGCCGCGAGGUGGUCACCUUUGAGUGCGCGGAUGACGAUCUAGACCUUGACGGAACUCUGUCACCAACGCGCGGUUUGGCAACCAUCGUGGUGGCUAAUUCCAUCAACCACGUGAUCGAGAUGAGCAAUAACGAGUGGCAAAUGUACGAGGAUCAGCAGUUCAAAUCGACUCUGAAGGCGGGCAGCCUCGCGGGAACGAUGCGUGGUGGCGCCAGCCUGAUGCGCACCAUUAAUUCGUUUGGGGGCACCAUGACCCUCGAAGUGUCUCAGAAUUUGAACUUGGGCGGCACCCUCGGCAGCGCCUGCGGCGGCGGCGCCUUCGGUGGCACCCUGGUCAGCAGCCUCGGCGGCACGAUGACCAGCCAACUGGCGGCAGAGAUGGCCAGCGACCUGGUCUCCGAGAUGGUCAGCAACCUCGACCUCAUGUGCGAAGAGGCCCGCCUCGGGGCCAACAUCGCGCUGCAGCUGCAGCUCGAGGAGGAGCGGCUCCAGCAGGUUCAGGCGGGCGCCCCGCCGAUGCAGCUGCCCCCCUCGGCCGGGUGCCUAUCGGCGCCCCUGAUGGCGUUGCCGCCGCAGAUCAAGGAGGGGCUCGACCCCGCGGGCGGACCGCAGGACGAAGCCCCAGCGGCUGUCGAAGUUCCUCGGAUCGUGCAGGUCUUGCCACUGCAGCCGCGGCCGUGGGGUUUCAAGUCGGCGCCGCUCGUCCGGCUGUCCUCGAUGGCCGAAGUCGCCGAGGCUGGCGCGCCCGCCGCCGCCGCAACGCCCGGGCCGGCCGCGGAAGCGCCGGCGCCAUUGCCGCCCCGGAUAGGCUUCACGUCCUCGCCGCUGUGCUUCCGGCCAGCGGCGCUGAAGCUGCCGGAGAGCCCAGCUCAGGACGGCGGCCACCCGGCAGCGCCCGAGUGCCUGCCGCCGCUGCCGGAGACGCCCAGGAGCCACUACAGCGGGGUGCAGCCCCAGACGAGCGUGCAGGAGAUGGCCUCCAACCUGGCCGAGUGGCGCCAGCGCGCGAAGCAGGCCAUGGAGGGCGCCGAGGAGCCCGGAGGGAGGCGGCCUCCGCGGAUGGGGCCGAUGGCGCAGGCGGCCUCCGACAGGCCCUCGGAGGAGGAGCGGCGACAGCGGGCGGAGCACCUGCGGCGGCAGCGGGGCGCCCUGAUCGCGAAGAGACACGCCGACAGGGAGCAGAAGGUCGCCGAGCUGCCCGCGCGUCGGGGCCGGCACGCCGCCGACGUGGCCUUCGCCACAUCGGAGGAGCGGCGGGCGGCCGGCAGGCGGCUGAUCGCCGAGCUGACGCCCCGAGCGGCCGCGCCCGGCGCCGCCCAGCCGGCGGGCGCGGCGGCCGCUGCGGACCAGAUGCGCCAGGCGCUCACCGCGCAGCUGCGGCAGACGCUGUGUAGUUCCAUGGUGAGCGACGCUGGGCUCCUGCAAGACCAGAUCAGCCAGUUGCACGUGCUCAGGAGGCAGGGUGCCGCGCCGUAG
Prorocentrum cordatum is the source of this 1782-nucleotide messenger RNA. The record is from the annotation of a GenBank genome assembly. Lineage: Eukaryota; Dinophyceae; Prorocentrales; Prorocentraceae.